UAUGCAAGAGUUGUGCUUAUUUGACGUUACGCUUCAGAGGUAGCGCGCUCCAGCUGGUUUACCUGUACGCACAAGAAACUAAUCGACACUAUAAUUUUCUUGUGGGCAAACUCGUGAUUGACGUGUUUUUUCGCAGAUCAACAUAUUUGCCUUCCUGAAGUUGGAAAAUUCAUCGUUGGCGCUGAACCGUCGAUUAAAUUUAAACCAGCAAAGAGUCAAGGAAUAUGAUUACACCUUCGCACUUUGCAACAGCGGGUUACUGAAUGCCUGUUAAGACGUGGACGUUCACAAUUUAUGUUUCCGCUCAAGAAGACUGCGUUUAAAAACCGUAAAGAGGCGUCAAGCUUCGAAACAGACGAUUGCAUCUUCAUUGUUGUUUCUCGAAUUAUUGUGAUUAGAACGUCACUUGGUCCAAUAUAUGCACUGACAAAAAAAAACAACAACUGACCUAUAUCUGUCUCAGAAGCAAACGACCUGCUGAAAACAACAACAAUUCUGUUAUGACGGUACGAAGGUAAAUUUGAUCAGACGCAAACUCGUUGUUUACAUCAGCAAGAUCUCAGGAGAGAAAUAACAAUGGAAAGACCUCGUCACAGAUCAUUGCAAAAGGAAAUUUUGAUUCAAGUUUCAGAGUUUCCUUCGAGAUCGAAUGCCCCUUUACUCAGACAGCGGUCACGAUCGUUAGGAGAAGGGGAAAGCUUGAAUCCUAUCAUUAAUAAGAAAGUGAUUCAAAUAAAGCUUCCAAAGCAGAGUCCCAGAUCACUGAACAACAGUGCAACUUCAUUGUCAUCACUUGAUGCCUCAGCUGGCUCUCACUCUCCCUCGUCUCCUCGAAGCAACAAGACACUAGCAAUUCAGAGACUGUUUGGAAGGAGCAAAGAGAAUCAUGGUGCACAUAGUGGAAGGGAAGAUUCAGAGAACGAGGAUGGCGGCUUCAAGUUAAAGUUGAAUGUACCUACAACAAGGCACAAACAGUUCUCUAAAGUCCUGGCUGAAAUCAAAGAUAGAACGAUGCCCUCCUCGCUGGGUAGGCGCCGCAGCAAAACUCAAGAGUCUUCGACAACAGACUCUCGUAACAGCGCUGAUAGUGAUGGUGGACCAGGUCGGCCUCGGGGGGCUACUUCAGUUGUGAGCUCUUCCAGCGGUGCUGGGUCAGAGAUUCAAACGAGGGCAAGAAGUGGCACAGGAUUGUCCUUUAAUGAAGAUGACUCUGGCGAAGUAGAUUCGCUUGAUGGAACGUUUAGUUCUCAAGAUAAGGAAUAUGAUGAAGUUGAUGGACAGAUAAUCGACUCAGAGAAACGAAGACAGCGCGUGGAGCACUUGAAUUUCAAGAUAAGAAGAACCAAGGAACAGAUUCGACAGCUACAAGAUGAGAGAGAUGAAUAUGUGAAAGAGUACCUGGAAUCGACAGAGGGCGGCUCGCAAAAAUCUAAGGCUGUCUUCGAGAAGAAAAACCAGAAGACAAAUUCGGCAGUGGCUCAACAGCAGAAAAAGCUGGAGAAAUAUCAUAAUGAACUAAUGGGACUGGAAAUGAAUGGUGCAGCCCCAAGUGGACACAUUGCUAAAGAAGUUUUCAAGGGGGUCAGAGACGGAGUGAAGGGGGCGGUUACCAGGCCUCUUGAGAUUAUCAAGCAUCGGAGGUUUGGCAGCGCGGAGAAUGUGAGCACAACAACGUCAAGUCCCGGAUCAAAGAUCGAUGGCCUUGAAGAGGAACCGAACAGCCCUCUUGGUGAAGAGGGUUAUGUGGCAGAUUCCAACCUAAGUGCGGCGAGAUACAACAGCGACGAUGAUUCGUCGAGUGUAGCGUCAGCUACACAUAUUGGGGUCCCAACCCACAGUAACAGCCCACGUCACAGCCUCCCUCCCAGUCCUCCCACGUCUUACGAUCAGGAUAUAGGCGAACUUCGGGAGGUCAAUGCCAGGCUGCACGAACAAAUAGAGAGCUUAAAGCGUCAGUUAAAUAUUAUGGCCGAAUCACUUCACGAAGAGAGAUGCAAUUCCGAGCAAUUGCGAGACUCCCUGAAUAACAUAACAACGGAGUGGAAUGACGUGUCAGAACUACGUCAGAACGAGAUGAUAACCGUAAAACAAGAGCUUGAAAGAGCCGAGGAGCGCAUUGAACGAAUUGAAUACCGGUCUGCAGAACGAGCCAACGAGAUCGAGGAAGCGCUGGAGUCUUACGUCACAAGGGUUUUAAAAAUUGAAGCAUUUCAACAGCAGAGCCAACAGAUGAUGGGGCUGGAUGAUUACUUUGAUCAGAGCGCGCAGGCCAAAGCGCUUUUAUCAAAAUUUCUAACAGUGGUGCUCGCCAUUUUACAAAUUUUACUUAUUAUAUGCACGACGUUAGCCAGAAUAGUUAUUCCCUUCACAAGAACAAGGGUUCGUAUUGCAAUAACAAGUGUCGUUAUUUUAACCGUGGCCAUAUUAUGGAGAUAUCAAGAGAGCGACAAUGUGCGGUUCGUUAUGGAUAGCGUCACAGGACAGUUCACAAUGAUUAGAGAAAGACUCGCAUCUCUCGUAUGUCCACUUGUAAACUUCGUGAGAGAGAUAUAUCAGAGAGACUAGUCAUGACAAAGAUUUGUUUGACGUUACCGGUAGAAGUAAUAGAUGACUGGAACUUAAUACUUAGACAGGAUGAAUGCACAAUUUAUUCAACUUUAAUUGAUAGUUUUUGUGGAGCCUUUUUAUCUGUUGGAAGAAAAUCAAGAAGGAUUUGAUAAACAGUUUAACCUUCACGGUCAGUGGCACUUCUGUGGCAGAGUAAAACAGGCCGCUUACCAUUUUUAGUGUGUAAAGGAUUUUGGCAGUUUCUUUGUUUUAUACUGUAUUUCAUAUUUUACACUCACUCACGCUGCGCUCAAAGAAAUUCCCAGUAACUUGGUUAGACUGAUCAACAGUUACGGGUUUCAGAACUAUUUUCUUGGCUAUUUAGUGGCUGUCUGUCGGGUCACUCCUCAUCGAAAACGUGCACACACAAAAAAGCAAUAAUUGUAAUUAAUCUAAUUUAUUUUUCUCGCUGGUCCGAAGAACAAAAUCAUGACUUGAUUUUUACUAUGAGAGGGUGAAUCUAUUUAUUUAUAUGAACGAGAAAUUUAAUUGCUUCGCUAUUAAGCAUUAUAUGGAGCCGGAAUCGACAAUUGAAUUAAAUCUAAACCGCAAAGGAAAUUUCAAUGACGUUUAAGACCAUAAGCACUCAGUUUAUUGUCUCUCCUAAGGCUUGACACGUAGGUAGCGCGAGAAAUCUUCACCUGGAAAAAUUUUACCGCGUGCGGACACAUGGACGCCCAAAAGGUAACUAAACUUAGGAGAGACACUGUUCUUUAGAGCGAACUUGAAGUUCCAAACAGCUCUUGGUGACCACCAGUGCUUUGAACACAACACAACUGAAUAAACUAUAUGUACCCUUCAGGAAGGGGGAUUAUCGAA
Molecule: messenger RNA, 3426 nt
Organism: Pocillopora verrucosa
Lineage: Eukaryota; Metazoa; Cnidaria; Anthozoa; Scleractinia; Pocilloporidae
Product: transmembrane and coiled-coil domains protein 1-like
Cellular component (GO): endomembrane system
Source: RefSeq, a predicted model, not a curated record